CAGAGAUCACAACUCUUCACUGGAAAUUAUGAGCGCCGUAAAAUGUAUGUACUAUUGAUCACCGUACUUACGAUCGGUCUGGUAAGCUCCACCUUGGUGGAAAAUGAACUGCUGCAACACCAACCCAACAAGACGUCUAUGAAGGAAGAGCACCUGAACGUAUCGAGCAACAACCUGGAGGUCAACAGACGUAUUAGAAAACAACGGUCGACGAAACAUGCUAAGAUAUCUAAAUCGUUAUGGGGAAGUAUUUUGUAUCGAAAUAAAUUUAUCUUCGACAGAGAAUUCAACUAUCCGAACGUUCUUUCGGGAAAGCUGAAACCGAACGGGCACAACUGGUUUACCAUCCUUCCAACUCCUGUGCUGACGCAUACAGUGUCUCUCCGCACGAUUGUUGGUUUGUAUAUAACUACUUUGGGACACAAAAGAAUCAAUAAGGUUAUGUCUGAAGCUGUAAGGUUCCGUAAGGACAGUGAAACAUUUACUAAAUCCCAUUGGGCUGAAUCUCACCUCCUGUAUUAUAUUACGUUCUUGAAAGAAGGGAUUUGUACGUUUGGUAUAGUCAGCUUAAACAACGAUAUUUAUGAAAACGACUCGUCUUAUACUCAUUUUCUCCUGGUUACCAAUGAUUACCUCUUGACUUCUGCGUACCUCUACAAGCACGCUGUGUCCAAAUACAAACAGAUCUAUAGCAAAAUAUCCUUCCCCAGUGUGCUAAACAUCAUGAAACGGUGUCUUAGCAACCUGCCUUCUGCCAGACAAUGCAAGAACAACAAAAGUGACAUUCUCACCAAAUAUAAAUGUUUACCAUAUUGCAAACGGGACAAUUCAUGUCAUAAAAAAACUGAAUCUUUUCCAAAACUAAUGACCCAUGUUUUAUAUUUCUUUAUUUCAGAAUUCUCUGCCUAUCAGAUGGAAUAGAUGCUUUCAACAGCGAACGAUUUCGUCUCUUCAAAUAGUAGACAGAGAUAAAAGGCUGGGUUGGGUGGAUAUGAUAUUACGAAUCGAAAUUAUCUAAAUUUAUAAACUUCAGUUCUUACCAAUUCUAGACAUACCACUUCAUUCUUUUUUUGUCAAGAUCAAAGAAUAAUAUAAAUUUAUAUUCCUAUAUUUGUUCAUUAUUUUCAAAAGUAACCAUAAAACAAUUUGAAGAGUAAUAACCGUUUCUAAUUUAGACACAA
Octopus sinensis (East Asian common octopus) is the source of this 1181-nucleotide messenger RNA. RefSeq lists its product as uncharacterized. The record is from RefSeq and is a predicted model, not a curated record. The transcript is spliced from 2 exons. Bases 43 to 921 code for a protein of 292 amino acids. NCBI's taxonomy places the organism in Eukaryota, Metazoa, Mollusca, Cephalopoda, Octopoda, Octopodidae.